Molecule: messenger RNA, 483 nt
Organism: Trametes versicolor FP-101664 SS1
Lineage: Eukaryota; Fungi; Basidiomycota; Agaricomycetes; Polyporales; Polyporaceae
Exons: 1
Source: RefSeq, a predicted model, not a curated record
GUUCACCACUCCGCGACGGCUACGUUUUACGCUCCUAGUGAGCUUGCAGGCUUAGGCGGGAUGCACCGGGAGACCAUCCGGUCCACUCCACGUUGGUUUGGGCAGCGCCCGCAGUUCGACACCGUUCUGAUCCAAACUGAUACCAAUGCGCCUGGAAUGCUUGGAAUGACGGUGGCCAGAGUGCGUGCCUUCCUUUCCUUCACGUACGGGCACAUCCGCUACCAGUGCGCGUUGGUUGAAUGGUUUGACUUGGUCGGCGAGGAACCCGACCCGUUGACGGGCAUGUGGAUGGUUAAGCCUGAGAUGGCUCAAGGGAGGCCUGUCACCCGCAUUGUCCCAGUUGGUUCAAUUGUGCGGGUGUGCCAUCUUAUUGGGGUGUACGGCCGGACCAAGAUCCCGCGUAGCUUUCAUUAUGCGGAUACAUUGGACGCGUUUCGGAUGUUCUAUGUCAACUGGUUCAUUGACUAUCAUGCACAUGAGGUU